AUGAAGCCUUCAAGCUUGACAGGUCUUGCGGGGGAGAAAACGCUGCAAUCCAGCUUCAUCCGGGACGAAGACGAGCGUCCCAAAGUGGCUUACAACCGUUUCAGCGACGAAAUUCCUGUGAUUUCAUUGAAGGGCAUCGACGAUGGGCGACGAAAAGGAAUUUGUGACGAAAUCGUGAAGGCUUGUGAAGAAUGGGGGAUAUUUCAGGUGGUGGAUCAUGGCGUUGAUGCUGAUUUGAUCGCCCAAAUGACGAGCCUUGCCACCGCGUUCUUCGCAUUGCCGCCGGAGGAAAAGCUCCGGUUUGAUAUGUCCGGUGGCAAGAAAGGAGGCUUUAUUGUGUCCAGCCACCUACAGGGCGAGGCGGUGCAAGAUUGGCGAGAAAUAUUCACAUAUUUUUCGUACCCAAAGCAAAAUAGGGACUAUUCAAGAUGGCCAGACAAGCCAGAAGGGUGGAGAGGUGUGACUGAGAAGUACAGUGAGAAGUUGAUGGAGGUUGCAAGCAAAUUGCUAGAGGUUUUAUCAGAGGCAAUGGGGUUAGAGAAGGGAACCUUGAGCAAGGCAUGUGUGGAUAUGGACCAAAAGAUUGUGGUGAAUUUCUAUCCAAAAUGCCCACAGCCUGACCUCACCUUAGGGCUAAAACGCCACACAGAUCCAGGGACCAUCACACUUCUGCUGCAAGAUCAAGUUGGGGGUCUCCAAGCUACUAAAGAUGGUGGCAAGACUUGGAUCACUGUCAAGCCCAUAAAUGGUGCCUUUGUUGUUAACCUUGGUGACCAUGGCCAUUUAUUGAGCAACGGAAGAUUCAAGAAUGCAGAUCAUCAGGCAGUGGUGAACUCAAAUAGCAGCCGGUUAUCGAUAGCGGCGUUCCAGAAUCCGGCGCCGGAGGCGAGUGUAUACCCAUUGAAAGUAAGGGAAGGCGAGAAGCCAAUAAUGGAAGAAGCAAUCACAUUUGCAGAGAUGUAUAGGAGGAAGAUGAGUAAAGACCUCGAGCUUGCCAGGCUAAAGAAGCAGAAAAUGGUGGGUAUUGGGAAACCCCACUUUGAAUCCAAGCCCAUUGACCAAAUUCUUGUCUAG
Ipomoea triloba (trilobed morning glory) is the source of this 1074-nucleotide messenger RNA. Its product is annotated as naringenin,2-oxoglutarate 3-dioxygenase-like. Bases 1 to 1074 code for a protein of 357 amino acids. The record is from RefSeq and is a predicted model, not a curated record. The transcript is spliced from 3 exons. Lineage: Eukaryota; Viridiplantae; Streptophyta; Magnoliopsida; Solanales; Convolvulaceae.